This is a messenger RNA of Caenorhabditis auriculariae, 4248 nucleotides long. The record is from the annotation of a GenBank genome assembly. Lineage: Eukaryota; Metazoa; Nematoda; Chromadorea; Rhabditida; Rhabditidae.
AUGAACCACGUUCUGGGAGACCUGCAGAUCGUCGUUGAACGACAUUCCGACGUUCUCCGGAACAAUGCGCUCCCUUUCAGAGUUCUGAUCGUCUUGAGGGCUUUGGGUGGGAAUUAUCAAGUUUCGAAAAUGAAUAAUUCAAGUUUUGCAGGCUUUUUGCUGUCGUAUUUGCCGUUCACCCGUGUUUUAUUGUGGCUCAGGCCUUACCAGCUGUUUUCCAUCGAGGUUUUGUUAUUAUUUUUGUUCACCUGUUGAUAUUAUUUGAAAAUUCUUAGUAGUAUCCCUUUUUAGCUAUUUUAUAAGUUCAUGAACAGUAUUGAUUUUUUAUUUUGAGGUCUGGCGACUGAUAACGACAGCAUUUUGUGGGAAUAACGUGCUAGAAUUAGUCUGGACUGUGUGGAGUUUGCACCUGGGUACAAACUUGGCACGGCAAAACAACACAAAUGAAGCGCUUCUCAAGCUUUACGCCAUCACUCAGGUUUUCGAGACCUUUUAAAGUUGCUCCUUUAAACAAACAUUAUUGAAAAUCGAUAGGAUGAAUACAGUUUAAUGUGUUAACUGUUUUUGUAAUUUUUUUUUAUUUUGCUUUUUUACGAGUUUACUGGUUGUUUUAAGCUCUAUUUUGUCAACCGCGAAGUAAAGCUCGAGGUUAAAAAGUUGGAAACCUUCCCAGAAGCAUUUUGUGACAUUUUAGGUUGAGAUUUUACUCAAAUUUAAUGAUUGAUUUUUCUAAGUUCUGAUCAUUUUUUAGGCCGUCACAACAGUGAGCAUUUGCGCAAUAUCCUACGCGAGUUACGUGUUUUUCGGCCACACGUGGCUUUUGUACGACGAGCCGGUCGUUGGCUUGGUUCCAGUUUGUGCCGCCGUUCUUGUCCUCAUCAAGCAGGUUAGAUUAUUCUUGUUUUUCGUACAGGAAAACCCUUUCUUUCUUUGUAGAUUAAUCAAAAAAGUCUGUAGCUUUUUGUCUUUUCUAACAUGAUAUUGAAAAAAUUUAGAAAUUUCCCUCAAAAAAACCGUUAACUUGCAAAAUUUUCCACGUUUUUCAGUACCCCAAUGAGCUGGAAACGUUGCGACAGCAUGAAUAUAUCAAAAAUAUUUUCUGAAAAAAGCGAAAAUUACAAAUUUUUUCAAUUUCCAGUCUCCUCACCGUAACAAAUCGAAAGAUGUGCUAGAAAACAUUGAAAGUUUUUUUCCGAAAAAGUCAAAAAAUUACAUAUUUAUUCACGUUUUCCAGUAUUCAGAUGAGCAGGAAAUCUUUGAAACGCUAAAAAAAUAUUAAAAGUCUUUUUCGAAAAAAAAAUCAAUAGUUUCAUAAUUUCUAAAGUUCUACAGUCCCCUAAUGAGCAGGAAAUUUUUUUAAUACGCUUGACAAUAUUGAACAUUUCUCUUGAAAAGUCCAAUUUACAUAAUUUUCCAAUUCUCAGUCUUCUAGUGCGUGAGGAAUGUUUUAAAAAAGAAGAAAAAUGUUGAAUAUCUUUUCCGAAAAGAGUCCCCUAAUGAGCAGGAGAAGUUUAAUCAGCUAGAAAAUUUCGAAAGUAUUUUUCGAAAGGCACAAUUUGCAUAUUUUUCUCGAUUUUUCCGUUUCCUAGUGAACACGAAACGUUUCAUACAUGAAAAAUGUCUUACGACAGUGAGCAGGAAAUUUUUUUAAUACGCUAGAUAAUAUUGAAAAGUUCAAAAUUUUUAACUCAUCAUUUUCUUCAGUUCUUGCCGGACACCAUUUUCUUCGGGACGCCUUUGGGUCGCGUCAAAUAUACACAUCUUCCAUUUUUGGCGAUCGUUCUCUCUGCAGUCGCAUCUUUCACCAGAAUUUGCAAUUAUGUGGGUUUCGACGAGCCUUCUUGAACUUAAAAGUUAGAGGAACUAAUUUUUAUUUCUUUGAGCUGAUUAGAUACUUUAGAGUUAUGAGAGAAAAAAGCGGGAAAAAUGAUUCUAUGAAUGAAAAAACCUGUUCAAUAACAAUAUACUCAAGAGCUCCGGAGUGGUUUCUCAGAUGCAAUCUUAGGGUUCUUGAAGGUUCCCCUCUAGGGGCCACUAAAACUUUAGGGGGCAUGCUAGUCGAUUAUCGUUGAGUCCACAAAGGGUGAUUUGAUUAAGUUUCUCAUUUUAAUUUUAAAAUCAGAACAAACAUUUGAAAAAUUCUCUAAGGACCACUUGAACUUUAGGGGCUCAGUGGUCAACCGAACUUCUAUAGAGAUCACUCAAUUUUUUUUUGAGGGGCACUUUUUUGUACUGUAUGGGUGCUGUUUUUCUUGAACCCCUAUAGGGAUCACUAUGGCGUUCCUAAGUAUAGCACCUUCAACAAUAUUAUCUUUCAAGGAAAGGCUCUAAUUUUCCUAAAGAAGUCAAAGAAUCCUUCGAUUUAAGGUGACUUCUCUUCAAUGCCUCAUCGGAGUCCAAGUCGCCUGGACCUACCUGCGAUUUUUCAACCCGAACGAAAUGGACGCGGCGGUCGGCGACGGCAGUGAACAUUUCACCUGGGCCAGGUUUUUCGAGCGCCUCUUUCAAUGGUUUAAUUAGCCUACUUCAGCUUGUUCCCGUCACGAACUCAGCCCAUUUUCACGGUGAUCGGUCGUGUCACCUUCCGUUCCCUUGUCAAGUUUGGCGUCUGUAGGAGACAGGUAUUUUGCCUUUUCUUGUUAAGUUAUUAUAGUUUUAUUUUCAGUAUCGUUUCGUGAGCUCGAUAGUUUUUUUUGAGCCCUUAUUUAAAACUACAAAUUAUUGAUGAAAUGAAUAGUAAAGGCAUUUUUCGUAGGUUUUUUUGAAUAGUGCUAUGAAAAAAAUGAAUAUCGAAAAGUUUCAAUUUUCUUCGAGUUUCUCAGGAAUCGCUCCACAUUUUUUUGAGGGAAAAGUUUGUCUCUCUUAUUCGGAAAAAAAUCUUCUUAUUCAGUUCUACAAUAAAUUGAUAAACUUCAAGAAACAUCAAACUAUAAAUAAGUUUGAAUAAAAAAAUUAUUUUUUUAGGUUCGACACGUUGACCUGAACUCGCUCCAGUCGGUCGCAGUUGGUAUAAAUCUGCCAGCCAUUGAAACUUCAGCUCGAGACGCCGAGAGAAGAAGGUUGGCUUUUUGAAAGACGAAACAGAAAAUUUUUGAGAUGUUAACGAGAACAUUUGAAGUUAUUUCGAAAAGAAAAAGCUUUUGACGAACUAAAAGUCCAAACGAGUAGUUGAUUAUGUCGAAAUUUUGGUCUUUCGGUCUUUCGCCUCUUUCGUCUGCACGUAGUCCAUUCAGUUAACCCUUGGAGGUCUCAGAAUAUGGCGGAGUUUUAUCUGAGGCGCAGAAGCCGUGCUUUAGGUUGAGCUUGGGCGAGGGCCGGUCCGUCUGUCUAUCGGCCUCUUAGCCAUUUUGUAAGCUUUACUCAGUCCGGCCUUUAUGAGGCCUCAAGAGAGAUGCCCCAGGCUCAAAGGCCGUAAACUUUUUUUUUCAUGACCAUUAUCAGAUUUGUUUACGGCAGAAGUCCCGUCUUUGAUUAAUUUUUCAUUUGAAAGGUAACAGAGACUACGUCUUGGAACUUUUUGGAAAUUUGAAAUUUUAUUUGAAGCCUAGCCUGACUCAAUCCUCGCCAGGAGCCUGGUCUGGUUUAAGCCUUCGAAAAAAAAUGAGUCAUAAAAUCCGGCGUAGGCCUUACAAACAAGCCUGCUCUAGUUAGAAGUAUCGAAAGGAAAAAGACCAUUCCGAGUGUAGGCUUUACUCAGAAAUCUUUUUAAGAAACCCCUUUUAAAGUUUUAAUGUUAUGAUUUUCAGACAGAAAGCCCUGCGUGAGCUCAACGAGCGACUCAACAAAGUGAGGAAAACCGACGCGACCGGGUACGUCAAUUGGGACGAGGAUGACGUCGAUACGGCCAAGUCUCAGGUCGAAGCAGCUGAACAGGUAGGUGAAAUUAGAUUUAGGUUCAAAAAUAGGGGAACAAUGGAUUUUUGAUAAUUUAUCGUGAAUUUUGAUCAAGUUCCAGAUUAUGCAUAGAAGUUCUUCAGAGAAAUGAACGAUCAAUUAAAAAAAUUGAUGGUUUCGUUGAUUUUUGUGAUUUCAUUGUUCUGAUCGUACAGUGUUUCUUCCAUCAUCCAUUUUCUCUAGUGUAAAUUUUCUGACCUCUCACUCUUUAGAAAAUAUGGAAGUUUUGAACUUUGAAGACAUUUUUCCAAAAUGAAGCGUUUUCAGGCCGAAAAUCCCUCGUCUCCCCAACCUUCGUCCUCUCGUCAGGAGGAGGAGACCUCAGAUCAGAGAAAUGUAUCGAAUCAGCAAUAA